AGAGAUGGAGCUAUAAAUAUUAAUACACAUCCGAAAAGGUCAGUAAAUUUGAAUUAGAAACAAAGAUUAUCGAAGUUUCGACGGCUGCGGGGGAUCCUCGAUCGCGGGUCCAUGGGGCAAAAGGGUCUACGACCCGACAGUCGGCGCCGAUACAGAGAGCCCUAGCAACGCCUAAUCGAAAAUGAUGAUGGCUUGGCGUUUCUCUCUUUCUCGCAUUCAAGUUUUUAGCAAAUAUUGAAAAAGAGGUACAGCCCCCUUGCCUUAAACAUCCCUGUUAAAAACUGCCUGUUAGUUGAUCGUCAUUGGAGCCCCUGAACUGAUCGUCUUUUUCUUUCUUUCUGGCUCCUCUAGGUUAGUCCAAGAUGGGUGAGGUUAGUAAACAAGUGAGGGUUGAUAACUGGGGCAUAUACUUCCUGUCCCGGCUGCAAGUGUUCUUCAACAAAACAGACUACUGUGAUCUGACACUCCAAUUUGAGGGUAAUGUGCAGCUUAAAGUGCAUCGAUUAGUGAUGAACGCCUGCACUGAGUAUUUCCAAGUGCUUGAACAGACCUGUGAAGUAAACGAGGAUGUGCUGCUGAUGCCCUCAGACCUGCAGGCAGAUGUGAUCCUGCCAAUAGUCAAUUUCAUCUACACCGGCAUGCUAGAAUAUGAACUUAUCCUAUACGAAAAGCUGUACAAAACUGCCGAACUGAUGAAUAUCACAGUGCUGCUCAAGCUGCUGGAUGCCCAGAAGCAACCUACACUGCCCGGAUCCAAAGCAGUGAUAUCAAAAGUGCCCCCAGUGUAUAAUUUGCAAGGUAAGAAAAUCACACCGAAAACGCAGGAGAAGAGUUUACCUCCAACACUGCCAGGCAGAAAACUGCCGGUGUGGAAGAGGAAAACCAUACCCAGCCAAAGUACGGUCACGAAACCCACGUCGAGUUUCAUACCGAGCGAAACGAAACGCAUAUCCACAAUAGAACCAAUAAACAGUUUCGAUAAUGCGCCUAAACCGACGAGAUUCGAGUGGCCCGAGGAGGAUUUCCAGAAUUUCAACUUAUUGGAUACGGCCUUCGAUUCGAUCUCGUACAACAGCAAACCGUUGCUCACGCAGGAGGACGAGAUGAAGGCGAGCACUUCUUUCUCGAAGGAGGAGUAUUCCGCUGUGAAUCUGGACGAGCUGAAGAAUUACGUGAAGGAGCAAAAGAUCAGAAACGAUAUAGAGUACGAAGAAUACGUGGACAACGAUUUGGAUCCGGAUUACGUGCCCGAGGUACCGGUGAAACGUAAGAAGGAAAACGCGGCGGGACAGCCGGCAGUCAAGAAAGUAAGAUUUAACGUUAACGAGAAAGAGAAUAAAGAGACGAAAAUUAAUAUAACGCCAACAGGGAAGGGCGACGUGGAUCACUCUAAGAUAAUAUCGGAGGUCCUCAAGAAGUAUCCGCAUCUGAUGAAGAAAAAUAAAAACAUACGACUGAAGAUACUGCCCCAAGGCAAAUCGUCCGAAACUAUGGUGAAGUCGUCCCAACCUAAGCUCAGAGUGCAGAUGAAAGCACCGAAAGUAACAGUGGCGAUCUCCUCUCCGCCGACGACUGUACCGACCACAAGCAGCAUCAGUAGUAGCAGCAGCAGCAGCAUCAGCAAACAGAAUGCCGAGCACAAGGAGGAUGGCCCGUGGAUAUGCACUAAAUGCUCGAUGGAGGGAGCCGAGCAAGUGGAGUUCGUGCUGUACUAUCUGUACAGGAAGCACAUGACCGACGUUCACCACGAGAAAUUCGACUCGAAAAUGUGCAAGUACUGCGGCCAUCAAUUCGUCAAGCAGAACCUACUCAUGUAUCAUCAGUUAACGAAACACUCGGUAAAACCGCCUGCAGGAUACGAGUUCCCCAAAUGCCAGCAGUGUCCGUACACCGCGCUGUCCGACGCUCACCUGGAAAAGCAUAAAUUGAUACAUACGAAUUACGAGUUUCAAUGCAAGGUGUGCAAAGUUUGCUUCAACAGCGACACAUCUCUCAAACAGCACACGCAGAUCACCGGCCAUUCGGCGAUGGCUGGACGUCUGAACUACGACUGUCAGUACUGCACGAAGAAUUUCCAGACGGCCGGACAUCUGUUCAUCCACUUGAGGUCGGCCCAUCGUGAAGAGGCAGAACGAGACGGCAUCGUCAGUCUGGACGACGACGAGGACUUUACGGAAGAAGUGCCGUCCAAUAAUAAAACAGUGAAAGUAUUAGAUAACAUCAAACUGAAGGGUAACAACGCUCCGGCGGACGAUCAGAAUUUCCUGAAGAACACCGGCAUCGCGACCAACUUGGGUUUGGUGGACAUCGUGGUCUUGGAUGAUAACCAGCAGUACAUAUUGCAUCCGAACAGCCAGCAGAUAGUCACGCAGCAGUCGCUCGGCAACAACCAGGAAUUCAUGCUGCCCGAUCUGCAAGACACUUACGUCCAGAACCCGAGCCUCAACCACCAGGUGAUAACCACAUCGCAGCAUAACGUGAUUACACAGUCGAUGCUGAACAACACCGACAUCGCCUCCACCGAUGAACUCGUGAUGGUCCUCACCGAUCACGACUACAACGACGGCAACAACGAGAUCCUGUCGAACGACAAUUCGAACAUCGUUGUCCUGUACAGUCAUCCGGUGGAGGGACAGAACAACCAGUUCAUCACAUCGCAGAGCAACAUCAUGCUGAACUCGGAGACGGGCAUGUUGGAGAUCAGCAAUUUGCCUACGAACGCCACAGCCGAAUCGUUGGAUAACCAGAACACGGUGGAGUCGAUAGAGAUGAUCCAGAGGGAAAUCGAGAGUCACAACAAUCAGGAGCAGCAGCUAAAGGCGAUCGAGAACAGCAAGCAGGCAGCUGUGCAGCAGCAGAUCGUAGAGACAGCGACGGCGAUGGAGGUGGUCGAAGAAACGCCCACGCAAGAAUUGAUUAAAAAUAUCGAGGAGUCACAGCUGGAAGAACAACAGCAGCAGCAGCAGGAACAGCAGGAGCAAAUUACUACGGAGCAGGUAGCCGAAGUACUCGUUGCAAAAGAACCAGAAAGUAAAUUACAGGAGGAAAUAGUGUCACAGGUGGACGAGAUCAUCGCGGAAAGCGAGAAUCCCGAAAGUAGCGAGAAAUCAGUAGAAAAUCAGUCGCAAGACAAUGAAGAGGACGAUAAGCCCAAGCAGAUUGUUGAGCUCGUCGAGGAAAUCGUAGAAGAAGAGGAUGUGGGUAAGAUUAAGCAAUUGGAGGAGAUGGAAGUAGAGGAGAACAAGGCGGAGGAGGACCAGCCUCUGACUGAUGAAAUCGAGGCGAUGGAGGUGGAUGGAAAUGAGGGGAAUGCAGUGAAGGAGGAACCCGUCGAAUCGAUCAACGAACCGUCGACGCCAGAAACGACGGACACGAAAGUCGAAGAUGACGAUGUUAAAAAUGAUUCUGAAUUAAAGGACGAGGAAGAAAGUUCGGUUCUGGUGGAGGAGAGUAAUUCGACGACGGAGGUUUCGACUGCGACGGAAGUCUCCAACGAGGAGGCGGACGCUCUAUCGCAGGACGAGGAUUCGCAGAAGGCGGUCGAUGAGGACGAGACGAAGCUGCAGGAGAACCAGAGUCAGGCCGCGAAGAUGUCCAUACUGGACGACUGGGAGGACACCGAUUCUCAGCAGUCCGAGCAUGGUAAAUCACAAAGCACAGUUAACAAAUUGAUUAACGAUUGGGAUGACUAAUUAAGUUCUAUCUUACAUUUUACAAUUA
Nicrophorus vespilloides is the source of this 3720-nucleotide messenger RNA. RefSeq names its product centrosome-associated zinc finger protein CP190 (gene Cp190). Bases 363 to 3692 code for a protein of 1109 amino acids. The transcript is spliced from 2 exons. Gene Ontology annotation, molecular function: protein binding; RNA polymerase II cis-regulatory region sequence-specific DNA binding; DNA-binding transcription factor activity, RNA polymerase II-specific. Gene Ontology annotation, biological process: regulation of transcription by RNA polymerase II. The record is from RefSeq and is a predicted model, not a curated record. NCBI's taxonomy places the organism in Eukaryota, Metazoa, Arthropoda, Insecta, Coleoptera, Silphidae. Gene Ontology annotation, cellular component: nucleus.